Daphnia pulicaria is the source of this 582-nucleotide messenger RNA. RefSeq names its product lysozyme RrrD-like. The record is from RefSeq and is a predicted model, not a curated record. The coding region runs from base 4 to 519 and encodes 171 amino acids. NCBI's taxonomy places the organism in Eukaryota, Metazoa, Arthropoda, Branchiopoda, Diplostraca, Daphniidae. The transcript has 3 exons. Gene Ontology annotation, biological process: cell wall macromolecule catabolic process; peptidoglycan catabolic process. Gene Ontology annotation, molecular function: lysozyme activity.
AAAAUGAAGAUUGCUGUUUGUUGCUUGAUUGUGUUGGCGGCCUUGACCGCUCCAGCGUUGGCUGCAAGGACAGUCUCGCAAGCUGGCUACGACCUCAUCAAGGGAUUCGAAGGCCUCAGCCUAGUCGCCUACCAAGAUAUUGGCGGAGUCUGGACGAUCGGUUACGGCAACACCCUCUAUCAGGAUGGAAGCCCUGUUAGGCAAGGAGACACCAUUACUCAGCAAGGAGCCGAUGACCUUUUCCAAUAUUGGGUGGAUGAAUCAUUUGCUCCAGAGGUUGACCGACUAGUUGGAACCGGAGUUGUUCUGAGACAACAACAGUUUGAUGCCCUCGUUUCUCUCACCUACAACAUCGGAACUGGAGCUUUCUCGACUUCAACUCUUUUGAAAAAGGUGCGUGUCUGGCCCGAUGACCCAACCAUUCGUGAUGAAUUCAUGCGAUGGGUCUAUGUCAACGGAGAAGUUUCCCAGGGACUCGUCAACCGUCGUGAAAAGGAAGCUGAUUUCUAUUUUUCAUAAUUCUUAAAAAAUUACUUGAUCAACUAUACACUACCCUAAUAAUACACAUGUAAAAUAAUCCAA